GGUGUAGCUGAUGACCCGCGCAUUGCUCGUCUUGACAGUCAAGGAGGGCAAAAUGCCUGGCACAAUCCCGCUGAGCCUCGUGCUGAACGACUGCACAAAGAUGCGGACUCCAAUUCAUCCAGCUCGGAAGACAUAGAUCGCAGCGGCACCUGGGGCGAACACGAUGCAGGCAUCCCUAAUGAAGUUAUGGCCAUGGAGGAUUUCAGGGCUCUUAGGAGAGAGCUCACCAACCGAUCGAGAACCAGCACACGUCAAUCACUAGGCCGAAAACAAUCAUCCAGAAGACACAGCAACGUCACUGAUGCCGCUGACGAGGAAUCCGAAGUUGGAGGAAACACUGAGGCUCAAGGCAAGGAUGAGGAUGACUUCGAACUCGGUGAAUUCAUGAGAGAAGGUCAUCUCGGUCAGCGCAAAGGCGACAAGUCAGCCAAGAAGGUUGGUGUGGUAUACAAGAAUCUUACUGUCAAGGGUGUUGGAGCUGGCGCAACCUUCGUCCGUACCCUGCCUGACGCCAUCUUGGGUACAUUUGGACCGGAUCUCUACCACAUACUGUCCAGAUUUGUUCCCUUCCUUCGCCACAAGAACGGUGAACUGAAGACACUCAUCAACGACUUCUCGGGUGUUGUAAGAGACGGAGAGAUGAUGCUGGUUCUAGGCAGGCCUGGUGCUGGAUGCACAACCUUCCUUAAGGCCAUUGCCAACAAUCGCGAAGGCUAUGCACAAGUCGAUGGAGAAGUUUCGUACGGUGGCAUCCCGGCAGAAAAGCAGAGAAAGAUGUAUCGCGGAGAGGUCAACUACAACAUGGAAGAUGACAUUCAUUUCGCUACCCUCAACGUGUGGCAAACAUUCAUGUUCGCCCUCCUCACAAAGACGAAAAAGAAGGCCAAUGGAGACAUUCCUCUUAUCGCCGAUGCUCUGAUGAAGAUGUUCGGAAUCAGCCACACAAAAAUGACGCUAGUUGGUGACGAAUACACAAGAGGUGUCUCAGGAGGUGAGCGAAAGCGUGUAUCGAUUGCCGAAACCCUUGCAUCAAAAAGUACUGUCGUCUGUUGGGACAACUCAACUCGCGGUCUCGAUGCCUCAACAGCCUUGGAUUAUGCAAAAUCUCUUCGUAUCAUGACCGAUGUCAGCAACAGAACCACGUUGGUGACCCUUUACCAGGCAGGUCAAGGUAUCUACGAUCUCAUGGACAAGGUCUUGGUCAUCGACCAAGGCCGCUGUAUCUUCACUGGUCCUGCUGGAGCUGCCAAGCAGUAUUUCAUUGAUCUAGGUUUCGAAUGUCCUGAGAGACAGACUACUGCCGACUUCUUGACCGCCAUCACUGAUCCCGUAGAGAGAAAGUUCAGACCAGGCUGCGAGGCCAGCACGCCCAAGACCCCCGUUGAGCUCGAACGCGCUUUCCGCGAAUCUCCAUUCUUCACCCGAAACAUGCAAGAUGUCCAAACCUAUGAACAACACCUCGAGCAAACCAACCACGAAGAUGCCAAAGAGUUUGAGGAGACCGUCCAGGCUGGUAAAUCCAAGACUGUCACCAAGAAAUCACCAUAUACUGUCAGUUUCAUCCGCCAAGUGCUUGCUUGCACCAAGCGUGAGUUUUGGCUCCUAUGGGGAGACACUACCACUCUGUACACGAAGGUGUUCAUCAUCAUUUCCAACGGUCUUAUUGUCGGUUCUCUCUUCUACGGACAAUCUCUGAACACAGAUGGCGCUUUCUCUCGUGGUGGUUCCCUCUUCUUCUCUAUUCUCUUCCUUGGCUGGCUGCAACUCACUGAGUUGAUGAAGGCUGUCAGUGGACGUGCUGUUGUUGCUCGCCAAAAGGAAUAUGCUNUUUACCGUCCCUCUGCUGUCAGUGUUGCCCGUGUGGUUGCUGAUUUCCCAGUCAUCCUGGUUCAAGUCUGUCUUUUCACCGUCAUCAUGUACUUCAUGACUGGUCUUGAUGUCAAUGCUGGCAAGUUCUGGAUCUACUUCCUCUUCGUCUAUGUCAACACCAUCUGUAUCACUGCACUGUACCGUAUGUUCGCAAGCUUGUCACCAACCAUUGAUGAUGCGGUCCGCUUCUCUGGUAUCGCCCUCAACUUGCUCAUCAUCUACACUGGUUAUGUUAUCCCUAAGACUCAACUACUCAGUAACUACAUCUGGUUCGGUUGGAUCUACUACAUCAACCCUAUCUCAUACUCGUUCGAGGCUGUGUUGGCCAAUGAGUUCUCCGGUCGCACGAUGCAGUGUUCUCCGGACAACUUGGUUCCCCAAGGCCCUGGCAUCGAUCCCGCUUUCCAGGGAUGUACCUUGACUGGUGCAGCGGUCAAUGCUCACUCCGUUAAUGGUGCUGCUUAUCUCCAAACGCAAUAUACCUACACGCGCGCCCAUCUCUGGCGUAACUUUGGAGUUGUCAUUGCCUUUACCGUUCUUUACUUGCUUGUUACCAUCGCUGCCACAGAACUUUUCAGCUUUGUCGGCAGUGGUGGCGGUGCUUUGGUUUUCAAGAAGUCUAAANAGGCAAAGCAGCAGGUCAAGGCAGCCAGUCCCUCAGACGAAGAGAAGAUCGGGUCCGACAGUGACACUGCUGUUGGCGGAUCAACUGGCGAGAAGGAAGAACAAGAUGCCUUGGACUCUAUCGUGAAGAGUGAAAGUAUCUUCACCUGGAGAGACGUUGAAUACACAGUUCCCUACAAUGGUGGUGAGCGCAAGCUCCUCAACAAGGUCAACGGAUAUGCUAAACCUGGUCUCAUGAUUGCCCUUAUGGGUGCUUCUGGUGCAGGAAAGACAACUCUACUCAACACUCUCAGUCAGAGACAGAAAAUGGGUGUCGUCCAGGGUGAGAUGUUCGUCGACGGCAGACCUCUCGGCAAGGAGUUCCAGCGUAACACUGGAUUCUGUGAACAGAUGGAUCUUCACGACGGCACUUCGACUAUCAGAGAAGCACUCGAAUUCUCAGCGAUUCUUCGCCAGGACCGCAAGGUUCCUCGUGCUGAGAAGAUCGCAUAUGUUGACAAGGUCAUCGAUUUGCUUGAGCUCAACGACAUGCAGGAUGCUAUCAUUUCUUCUCUCGGUGUUGAGCAGCGUAAGCGUCUGACUAUCGGUGUCGAACUUGCUGCCAAACCUUCGCUACGUGAUGGUCUCGAUUCGCAAAGUGCAUACAGUAUUAUUCGCUUUUUGAAGAAACUAACCGCCGCUGGUCAAGCUAUUGUCUGCACCAUCCAUCAACCCUCAUCUGUUCUGAUCCAGCAAUUCGACAUGGUUCUCGCUCUUAACCCUGGAGGUAACACAUUCUACUUUGGUCCCAUCGGAGAGAACGGCAAGGAUGUUAUCGAAUACUUUGGUGCUCGUGGCGUCAAGUGCCCUCCAGCAAAGAACGUAGCAGAGUUCCUUCUCGAGACCGCCAUCAAGCCUAAGAAGCGAGCAGACGGAUCCAAGAUCGACUGGAACGAGGAAUGGCGCAACAGCAAGGAGGCCCAGGCGGUCAUCGAAGAGAUCGACGGACUCAAGCGUAUGAGGAGCAAGUCAGUCCACGAAUCGCAGAAUCAAGACGAAGCCACCGAAUUUGCUGCUCCCGUUUGGCUGCAGACUACCAUGCUCACCAAACGUGUCUUCACUCAAUACUGGCGCGACCCUUCAUACCUCUACGGCAAGCUGUUUGUCGCAGUCAUCGUCGGUAUCUUCAACGGUUUCACUUUCUGGCAACUUGGAAACUCUAUCCAAGAUAUGCAGAACCGCAUGUUCACGGCUUUCCUGAUCUUGACCAUUCCUCCUACUGUCGUCAACGCUGUCGUUCCGAAAUUCUAUCAGAACAUGGCGCUCUGGAUGGCAAGAGAGCUACCAUCGCGUAUCUACGGUUGGUUUGCAUUCACUACUGCUAUGGUCGUUGCCGAGAUUCCCAUUGCGGUUGUGAGUGCAGUUUUAUACUGGCUUCUAUGGUACUUCCCAUCCGGACUGCCGACUGACAGUUCUACUGCUGGUUAUACCUUCCUCAUGACACUGUUGUUCUUUUGGUUCCAGAGUUCAUGGUGGAUUUGUGCGUUCGCUCCGAGUUUCACGGUCAUCUCGAACGUCUUGCCCUUCUUCUUCGUUAUGUUCUCGCUGUUCAACGGUGUCGUACGUCCCUACGCCUCGCUUCCGGUUUUCUGGCGCUACUGGAUGUACUACAUCAAUCCCUCCACGUACUGGAUCAGUGGUGUGCUUGCCAAAACUCUCGACGGCAUCCGCGUUGAAUGCACACCCAGCGAAACAGCCAUGUUCAACGUUCCUAAUGGCCAGACCUGCCGGUCAUACGCUGGUGCCUUUGCAGCCUCAGCAGGUGGAUACCUUCUUAACCCUGACGCUACUGCCGAUUGCCAGUACUGUCCCUACGAGUACGCCAACGGGUACCUUGCCUCCCUCAACAUUAAGGCCAGUCAGGCAUGGAGAGAUCUUGGUAUCUUCUGCAUCUUCGUUGUUUCCAACUGGGCUCUGGUCUACUUCUUCAUCUACACUGUGCGUAUCAAGGGCUGGAGCUUCGGCUUUGGAAAGCUCUUUGGCGCUUUGGGCAGCUUGGUCGGGCUUAUCAAGAAGCCUUUCAAGGGCAAGAAGGAG
Aureobasidium musti is the source of this 4569-nucleotide messenger RNA. The record is from the annotation of a GenBank genome assembly. Lineage: Eukaryota; Fungi; Ascomycota; Dothideomycetes; Dothideales; Saccotheciaceae.